Molecule: messenger RNA, 1539 nt
Organism: Suillus paluster
Lineage: Eukaryota; Fungi; Basidiomycota; Agaricomycetes; Boletales; Suillaceae
Exons: 4
Coding region: 119-1237 (372 amino acids)
Source: RefSeq, a predicted model, not a curated record
GAACACCACGUCACGGCCGCGUGACACAUCAAUUUCGAUCUCCGCGGCGUCUCCUUCCUGAUCGGGCGACAUUCUCCUGGUGCGUGCAACGAGGUGGGGAAGACGUAAAGUGGUGCAAAUGUCCUCCAACAAACGCCAGCGGACGCUUUCGAAUUCACGAUUAUCGCCUCCAUCUCAAUCUACAUCGCUAUCGCCAGAAACUGAACCAAUGUAUAAGUCUAGCCGACAGGAGGCAUCGGGGGAUCGCCAUUUGCUGUGCACACUACCACCAACAUGCAAUCCGCCGCACAACCGCCCGACACCGAUCGCGAACUCGAGGGAUCUGGAGGCGCAUUAUGGCAAGUACCAUGCGCAAGUGUGUGAGCAGAAGGGGUGUGGGUUCGUGUUUCCCGAUGCGAGGUUGCUGGAGCUGCAUCAAACAGAGUGCCAUGAUCCACUUUCUGCUGUGCGAAAAGAUAGAGGGGAGAAAAUCUUUGCUUGCCAUCUGGUAUCAUGUCCUCGUUUAUUUCAGACGCCCAAAGCACGUCGAUUACAUCUUAUUCAAGCACACUCAUACCCAAAAGAGUACUUUUUCGCUGUGACAAACAAAGGUGUGGGUGGUCUACUUAAACGCUGGGGAGAGGGCGCCAGCAUGAUCAGAGGAACCUGGAAGCCAAGAGAUAACAAAAACGAGCAGAAGGACUCGGAAGAUGAUGAAAUGGUUGUUGAUGAGGAUGAGGAUGAAGAUAGCAAUGAAGGCGAAGAUGAAGAGUCCAGCAGCGAAGACGAACAGAACGGAGAAGCAACUCCAAAAAUACGCCACCAUCAAGAGCUUGAGGAAAUACCCAUCACACGAGCCGUCCACUCUCCACCCCGGCGAGGAAGUGGGGCAGCGCAGACCGCAGCUGACUGUGACGUAGACAAGUUGGCAAACUCGAUAAACUCUCUCUCGUUGGUCCCACCGUCUAUACGGUUCGGGAGAGGUGGAAAGAAUGGGGGAUUCGUUCAUCCAGAGAUGCACAAUCCACAGGUCAGCAAAUUCAAUCCUCACGCUUUCGGUCCAAGAGGCGGUAGAGGCAGAGCGAGGAUUGCAACCGUGGUUCCUCGUGCUGGAUCCCAUAACGCACAGAUUGGUGCGCCUCACUCCUCUCAAUCGUCUGCAGAAAUUGGCGCUGCACCGAGGGGUGUGCCCCCUCGUGGAAGAGCGGGCAUUAUCAAUGUCGGGAAGGGUUUCAGAGGACGUGGCCGCGGGUCAUAGAGGGAAGCGAUGGAGAUUAAACGGGAGGAAGUGCUGAUAGGGGACUGAUCUCAUGAGCUGCAUUGACAGAUUCUGAUGAAAAUAACGUGCACGUGUAUACCAAGCAAUGUACAUCACCUCUUCUGUUGUAUUGUCAUCAAUUGCAUUCGUAGGGCUAUGUAUAAGGUUGGGCACGGCUCCAGUUUAACGGCAAUCAUUUACUGUCACUGGGUGUGUUGGGUGAGUCAUAGUAUGCGCUGGCAGCUAAACAAGGCUGUGGAAAAAUGCUUUCCAAUUGUUUCUCUUCUGACCAGUCAGUUACU